AGUCCCAGCUUUCGUCCCUAUCAUCCAGCCAGCCACAUCCAGUCGCCUUUUCCCAUUCGCGACCCGCAAGCAGUUGAACUAUAUACAGCAGCGAAUACCGUAGUAGCCGUUCUUGAGUAAACCAAUCAUGGCGGACAGCGCCGCGGAGGGUCUGACUGAGGCGCAGAAGCAGCAAUAUCUUGACCAAGGGUUCCUGGUGGUGGAGGAUUUCGUGUCGGCGGACGACUGCGCACGCAUGAUGCGGCGAAUCGACGAGCUGCUGGAGGGCUUCGACCCCGCCAGCGUCAACAUCUUCAGCACGCGCGACCAGGCCCGUCUGACCAACGACCAUUUUCUGGACAGCGCCAGACGAGUCUCCUUCUUCUUUGAAGAGAAGGCGUUUGAUGCGGACAAGAAGCUGGUGAAGCCGAAGAAGCUCGCAAUCAACAAAGUGGGGCAUGCCCUGCACGACUUGGACAGUGUGUUUGGCCCACUCUCGCGCUCCUCCAAGGUCUCCUCCCUCUGCAAGUCCCUGGGCUUCCACCGGCCGCUGCCUGUCCAGUCCAUGUACAUUUUCAAGCAACCAGGCAUAGGCGGCGAGGUGGUGCCGCACCAGGACAGCUCGUUCCUGUACACGGACCCGCCUUCGUGCGUGGGAGUGUGGGUGGCGGUGCAGGAUGCCACAGUGGAGAAUGGCUGCCUCUACGCACUGCCGGGCUCGCACCGCGACCCCCUGGCCCGCCGGUUUGUGCGGGACGGCAAGGGUGGGGUGGUGUUUGACGCGCCCAGCCCCACAUACGACCUGUCCCAGUUUGUGCCUCUCCCAGUCAAGGCCGGCACCGCCGUCAUUCUCCACGGCCAGCUCGUGCACUUCAGUUACGAGAACAAGUCCCCAGUAUCGCGCCACGCCUACUCAAUGCACAUUGUGGAGUCCGACGGGGCCGCCUAUCCCUCCGACAACUGGCUCCAAGUGGCGCCCAGUGACCCUCCGUUCCAGCCGUUUUACCCUGCUGAAUCUGCCGCUGCAGCUGCACAUUAAGGGUUCUGCUUGGGAAGGUUAUACUAAAUUCUGGUUGUAGCGCAUCAAUGGCAUUCCAAUAGCAUCAGCGGGGCAAAAAAUCGCCAUUGUAGUGUAAAUAAGGGUUUUUAGGGGCGCUUUAGAAUUUAUGUGAGCAGACAAUGGUCGCUGCAUCAGAGCACCUUAUGGAGAAUUGGAGGAGCUUUGUGCGCUAACUUCUAGGAGAAAAACUAUUUCGUUCAGAUAGUCAUUUGUGAAGCGGAAUCUUCUCGGAUAAAUGAAACAAGCAGCUUUUG
This is a messenger RNA of Closterium sp. NIES-67, 1293 nucleotides long. Lineage: Eukaryota; Viridiplantae; Streptophyta; Zygnematophyceae; Desmidiales; Closteriaceae. The record is from the annotation of a GenBank genome assembly.